Molecule: messenger RNA, 1236 nt
Organism: Aureobasidium subglaciale EXF-2481
Lineage: Eukaryota; Fungi; Ascomycota; Dothideomycetes; Dothideales; Saccotheciaceae
Exons: 2
Coding region: 1-1236 (411 amino acids)
Biological process (GO): homogentisate catabolic process; L-phenylalanine catabolic process; L-tyrosine catabolic process
Molecular function (GO): fumarylacetoacetase activity
Source: RefSeq, a predicted model, not a curated record
AUGACGUCCCUUCAAUCCGACUUUGGUAGCCACUUUGGCGUCGAGAACAUCCCCUUUGGAAUCGCAUCCUCGGACAAACACACUUCUCCACAAGCAGUCACACGUUUCGAGAACAAUGUCAUCUUCCUUGCGGACCUAGUACAAGCCACCUCUGAUCUACAAAGUCUGCCUGAUGGCAUCUUCUCGCAGUCAACAUUGAAUGCAUUUGCAGCUCUGGGUAGAUCUGCUCAUAGAACUGUUCGCUCUGCGGUUCAACAACUCAUCGAAGAUAGUAAGCUUCCCGAGAGUAGCAUGGAAGAUGUCUCAAAAUGUCAAAUGCACCUUCCAGUGUCGGUAGCAGACUUCACGGACUUCUCGUGUUCUGAGUCUCACAAUCUCAAUGCUGGCCUUGCUGCCAUGGGAAGAAAAGGUCUUCCUCCGUCUUGGGGCUUUAUUCCUCCAGGCUAUGCUGGUAGAUGCUCGAGCAUUAAGAUUUCUGGUACACCUGUCCGACGACCAAUUGGCCAGUUCUGGGAAGACAACAUGGCUGCCAUGAGGGGUGAGAACAAAAAGAUCAUUUACGGGCCUAGUCGUCGAAUGGACUAUGAAAUGGAGCUGUCCGCUGUAAUUGGCAAACCCCUUCCAUACGGCCAGACUGUCACGGCAAACAAUGCCGGAGAGCACAUCUUUGGCUUUGUGAUGUUGAAUGACUGGAGUGCUCGCGACAUACAAAUAUUGGAGAUGAUCCCGCUCGGCCCCUUGAACUCCAAAAAUUCGGGCACAACACUGUCACCCUGGAUUAUCACUUACGACGCUUUGGAGCCGUUCCGUGUCAACGGGCCAGGCUGGAAACAUACUUUGCCUCCCCACAUCGCUGUGGAGAAGGACGAUCGGGGCUUGUCAAUCGACCUAUCUGUCUUUGUUCAAUCUACAGACAACGAUGUGACUCGUGCUUGCGUCGCAAACAGCAAGGUUCUAGCAUGGUCUUUCGAACAGCUUCUGGCACAUCAAGCUAGCGCAGGUUGUGGAUUCCAAGCUGGAGAUCUUCUUGCAUGCGGCACUGUUUCUGAGGACUCGGACGAGGGACGUGGAUGUAUGCUUGAACACAAUCUCCCACCACCAGCUGUUCAACGCGGUUAUCUUGCGGACGGCGUCGUUGUACAGUUCACAGGAAAGUGCAGCGAAGGCGUCGGAUUUGGCGAAUGUCGCGCAGAGUUGUUACCAGCUUUGUCCAUAGAGACAUGGAGUAGUGAGUAG